CAACCUCUGAUUGGCUGGUUUCGCUGCAACGCUUCCUGUUUUGUAAGCUAUUCAACGUGGAUGUUACCCAACACAGAAUUGACUAAAGGCGGCGAAAGAACUGAAGACACAAAUAAGCCAUGGCUCAUAGAUGCAUCCACUGGUUCCGCAAGGGACUUCGGCUUCAUGACAACCCAGCAUUGAUGGCUGCACUGAAGGACUGCAAGGAACUCUACCCAGUCUUCAUCCUGGAUCCCCAUCUCUUUGACAAGACCCGAGUGGGUCUCAACCGCUGGAGGUUCCUAGUGGGAGCGCUCAGAGACCUGGACCGCAGCCUUCAAAAACUCAACUCCAGGCUAUUUGUCGUGAGAGGCAAACCAGAAGAUGUUUUCCCUCAACUCUUCACCAAGUGGAAGAUAACCAAACUGACGUAUGAAUUUGACACGGAGCCUUACAGCACAUCCCGUGACAAGAAAGUGGCCGCUUUGGCUAAAGAGCACAAAGUGGAAGUCGUCUAUAAGGUGUCCCACACCCUUUAUGACAUAGACAGGAUAAUUGAGGAGAAUAACGGGAAGGCUCCCCUCACAUACAACCGCAUGCAAGCUAUUGUGAAGACCCUCGGCCCCCCAAAGAAACCAAUGGCUGCUCCCACUGUGGAGGAUGUGAAAGGCCUGAAGACCCCUCAUUCGGAUGACGACAUGAAUUAUUACAGUAUACCUGCGCUGGACGAGCUGGGCCAUGAUACGUCAGAGCUUGGAGAGGAACCGUUCCCUGGAGGAGAGCAAGAAGCUUUGAGGAGACUGGAGGAACACAUGAAGAAAACUGGAUGGGUAUGCACCUUUGAAAAACCUCAGACCUCUCCCAACUCUCUGAGCCCGAGCACCACAGUCCUCAGCCCCUAUGUCACCUUCGGGUGCCUGUCUGCACGAACCUUCUGGUGGAAGCUGACCGAGGUCUACCAAGGGAAAAAGCAUUCAGACCCACCAGUGUCCCUUCAUGGUCAAUUACUGUGGAGAGAGUUCUUCUACACCGCCAGCGUGGGAGUCCCCAAUUUUAACAAGAUGGAGGGCAACCCCGUGUGCACUCAAGUGGACUGGGAUACAAACCGUGAAUACCUAGCGGCCUGGAGAGAGGCUCGAACCGGUUUCCCCUUCAUUGAUGCCAUUAUGACUCAGCUGAGACGAGAAGGAUGGAUCCAUCACCUGGCGAGACACGCUGUGGCCUGCUUCCUCACCAGAGGAGACCUGUGGAUCAGCUGGGAGGAAGGACAGAAGGUGUUUGAGGAGCUCCUGUUAGACGGCGACUGGGCUCUCAAUGCCGGGAACUGGCAGUGGCUGUCAGCGAGCACCUUCUUCCACCAGUUCUUCAGAGUCUACUCUCCUGUGGCCUUUGGCAAGAAGACUGACAAAAACGGCGACUACAUCAAGAAGUACCUUCCCAUUUUGAAGAAGUUCCCCGCUCAGUACAUCUACGAGCCUUGGAAGGCACCACGUAGCGUGCAGCAAGCGGCGGGGUGCAUCGUGGGUAAAGACUAUCCACGUCCUAUUGUGGAGCAUGAAGUGAUCAGCAAGAAGAACAUCCAGAGGAUGAAGUUAGCUUACGCCAAGAGGUCCGGCAACUCUGAUGAAUCGCCCAGUAAGAAGCAAGGUGUAAAGCGGAAGGCGCCCUCUGUUGUCGAUAUGCUAAAGAAGAAAGGUAAAAAAUGACAUAUGUUCAUACUGUAUUAAUUAGAUUUGACGCUAUGACUGUUUGUUAUGAAUACGCUAUGUUAUUUUUCAUUGGGUGUUAUUAUAACUGUUUUUUGCUUGUAAAUGUAUAUAUAUUUCUCAACUCUUUCUACGUCAUUUUUAUUGCUGUACUCCAGGGAUGUGUUACUUGCUGGCAUUCUCUCUAUACUGUAAUGUUAUAUCAACACUAUUAAAGCACUUAGAGAGGUA
Doryrhamphus excisus (bluestripe pipefish) is the source of this 1916-nucleotide messenger RNA. RefSeq names its product cryptochrome circadian regulator 5 (gene cry5). NCBI's taxonomy places the organism in Eukaryota, Metazoa, Chordata, Actinopteri, Syngnathiformes, Syngnathidae. The record is from RefSeq and is a predicted model, not a curated record. Gene Ontology annotation, molecular function: DNA binding; deoxyribodipyrimidine photo-lyase activity; FAD binding. Gene Ontology annotation, cellular component: cytoplasm; nucleus. Gene Ontology annotation, biological process: circadian regulation of gene expression; entrainment of circadian clock by photoperiod.